CAUUCAUAUAUUAUUUUCUGAAAUUCAAUCAUCAAUCAACACUUACAUGGCUUAUAGAAUUGUUGUUACAAUAUUGGUGCUGCUAGCCACAAUAUGUGAUGCACAGUUGUCUUCUACAUUUUACGACACUACAUGCCCCGAUGCACUAACCACCAUUAGAACUGCCAUUCGUACAGCUGUCUCUAAAGAGCGUCGCAUGGCUGCAUCUCUCAUUCGCCUUCAUUUUCAUGACUGCUUUGUGCAGGGCUGUGAUGCAUCCAUUUUGCUAGAUGACAGUACCACAAUCGAGAGCGAAAAGACUGCACUUCCAAAUCUUAACUCAGCAAGAGGAUUUCAAGUCAUUGAUAAUGCAAAAUCACAGGUAGAGAAAGUAUGUCCCGGAGUUGUGUCUUGUGCAGACAUAGUAGCUGUAGCCGCACGUGAUGCAUCAUUCGCUGUAGGUGGUCCAUCAUGGACAGUGAAACUUGGAAGAAGAGAUUCUACUACGGCAAGCAAAAGUUUGGCCAAUACGGACCUUCCAUUCUUUACCGACGAUCUUCAAACUCUUAUAUCUAAAUUUACUAUUAAAGGUCUCACUGCCAAAGACAUGGUUGCUCUAUCUGGUGCCCACACAAUCGGACAAGCUCAAUGCUUUACAUUUCGUGAUAGGAUAUACAACAAUGCAAGUGACAUAGAUGCUGGAUUCGCUACCACUCGCCAACGUGGUUGUCCAUCUUCCAGUUCCACUUCAAACAAUCAGAAGUUGGCAGCACUCGACUUGGUCACACCAAAUUCUUUUGACAACAACUACUUUAAGAAUUUAAUUCAAAAGAAGGGUCUUCUACAAUCAGACCAAGUUCUUUUCAGCGGUGGAUCUACGGAUUCUAUCGUUUCUCAAUACAGCCAAAAUCCUACCGCUUUUAAAUCUGAUUUUGCAGCUUCUAUGAUAAACAUGGGAGAUAUUCAACCAUUAACAGGAUCCGCCGGAAUCAUUAGACGUAUCUGCAUUGCUGCCAACUAA
Molecule: messenger RNA, 1000 nt
Organism: Lathyrus oleraceus (garden pea)
Lineage: Eukaryota; Viridiplantae; Streptophyta; Magnoliopsida; Fabales; Fabaceae
Product: lignin-forming anionic peroxidase
Exons: 3
Coding region: 47-1000 (317 amino acids)
Biological process (GO): response to oxidative stress; hydrogen peroxide catabolic process
Molecular function (GO): heme binding; peroxidase activity
Source: RefSeq, a predicted model, not a curated record